Molecule: messenger RNA, 1818 nt
Organism: Rotaria socialis
Lineage: Eukaryota; Metazoa; Rotifera; Eurotatoria; Philodinida; Philodinidae
Source: the annotation of a GenBank genome assembly
AUGGACGACGAAUUAUACAAUCUAAAGCAGGAACAUGAAAUAGAAAUUAAAAAACUGAAAACAGAACAUGAAACACAAAAGCAAGAAAUGACUCAAAGUUGGCAACUAAUCAACCUUCAAUUUAAAACACAAGCUGAAGCGAUAGUAGAUAUAUACACAACGAUAUCGGAAAUUUUACCUCCAGUGGUUCAAUCAUUACAAACAAUAAAUCAAGUAAUAGAAGAAAUAAAUAGGAACGUUAUAGAUGAAAAUGAACGUCAACGUAAACAAAUUAUAUUUACCACAAUCAAAGAAACAAUAUUCUCACUCAAUAGUCGAUUAUGCUUGCUAACUGAUCAUCAACAGAAACUCAAAACACUUAUGGACAAAAAAAACAAUUUAUUGCUGAGAGGUAUGAAUCCAAUGAACACUCAUCUAAUGAACUUUAACUUUAACUUUUCUUCGCCGAUUGUGAACAAGAACGUAGCUGACUCUUUUGAAAGUACUAAAACUGAAAAAGAUAGACCAGAUGUGACGAAUGAAAAUCUUUCUCUUAUCAUAUACAAUUGUCAAUGUUUAAGUACUCAUAUUGCUGAUAUUGAUAUUCUCUUAUCAAUACAUAUACCCCAAUUAUUAAUUUUAACUGGGGUUGGAUCGAAAAUCAGAAAUCUACCAAAGAUUACGUCUUACCAUUGGAUCAGUCAGGAAGGUAUCAAUUCUUUUGGUGAAGUGGCAAUACUGCUUCAUGAUACACUUAAAACCAAAGUAAUUACUCGUGAACUCGACUUUCUAAUGGUCGAAUUAGAUAUCCUACCGAGGUCAAUUUUAUUGGGAGCUGUACACGUACCUCCCAGUAAACCUAUACAUCAAUAUUUAUUUGACAAAUAUGUAAGUAAGUCGUUUUACAUAUUCGGUGACUUCAACGCUAAACAUACCGAUUGGCUUUGCAGUAAUAACAACGCAAGUGGAGUACAAAUGAAGACUUGGCUCGAAAAUACAGGAUGUGAGAUGAUAUACCCCAAUCAACCAACAUCAAAAAGAUCAUCCGCAGUAAUCGACUUUGGAAUUGCCCAUAAUGCCUAUGGCUGGAAAGCUGAUGUAAUAAAAGAAGGAAGAAGUGGAAAAAAUUGGAAACGUGCUCAACAAAAGAAAUCAACGGAUACCGAAGGUAUAUCAGCAUUUCUAUUACACCAGCUACCAACUGAAUAUUUACAAAUAGUAACCAUUGCAUUUAAUAAAAUUGCUCAAUCGGGUAUCGUACUUCGGAAAAGUAAACAUGCUAAAGUUAUUUGUCUCUCAAAAGAUGGAUUAUACCCAGCAGUCGAUAAGCUCAGGCCGAUAUCACUACUUUCCAAUUUCGGUAAAUGUUUUGAAAGAAUAAUACAUACCCGUAUCCUUAAAUGGUGCAAUGAUAAAGGCAUUUUUACUGACGAACAAUCUGGUUUUACCUCGGAAAGACGUUUACAAGCACGUAUCUUGUCUUUAGUCGAAGACUUGAGAUUAACAACAGCGGCUAAUAACAGGCCUUCUCUCGUGAUUUUCGUAGACUUUGUGUCAGCCUUCGACAAAAAUGUGGCACCCUGCACUUCUUACCACACUUCUCAAACUCGACAUUCCGUUACAACUACUACGGUGGAUUUUUCUGUGGCUCAAAGGAAGAACAAUGUCAAUCCAUGUUGGAGAAGCGGUUUCACGUGUUCUCAACAUUUGUGUUGGCAAACCUCAAGGUUCAGUCCUUGCCGCUACUCUUUUUCGUCUACAUGCCCAUUUCCUCCCAUCAUAUUUUAUGAACCUAGUCUGCCACUUAUUUGUGGACGAUCUGGCUAUAAUUAUCUCUAG